UGAAACCUUCUGAGCCCAUAACUGACAUCACAGAGCCGACGUCGUCUCACUGACAAUUUUAAUUUUAAAUUUUCUGUCGGUUUUUCUCCAAAAAAUGACCGCGCCGAUGGAAAGGAUCCAGGUCCUGGAUUCUAUAGAAAAGGAUAUCGUUACUUGCUUGCAGAGCGCAGGAACAGCUUUACUUGAGCUUAGCAAAGAGAAGUCGAGUUUAAAACAGGCCGAGAGCCAGACGCAUCAUUUUAUCAAGACUUUAGGACAAGUUGAGUCAAAAUUAACCGAGCAGAUCAACUACCUGACACAAGUGUCAACUGGCCAACCCCAUGAAAGUAGCGGUUAUGCGUCUCAGAAGAUCCUUCAGAUGGCCUGGCACAGGCUGGAGCACGCUAAAAGACGAGUUAAUGAACUAGAAAGGCUCAAGAUAUCUCAUCUGUCGGGGCGUAGUUCAAACCGCAAUGCUCAAGGGCCAAUGAACAACCAACAGUCGACUGGAUGAUAAAAACUUUUCUUCUUUUUUUUUUAACCUGUAAAUAAACUG
This is a messenger RNA of Cimex lectularius (bed bug), 535 nucleotides long. RefSeq names its product mediator of RNA polymerase II transcription subunit 11 (gene MED11). The transcript is spliced from 3 exons. Gene Ontology annotation, molecular function: transcription coregulator activity. Gene Ontology annotation, biological process: regulation of transcription by RNA polymerase II. The coding region runs from base 95 to 493 and encodes 132 amino acids. Gene Ontology annotation, cellular component: mediator complex. Lineage: Eukaryota; Metazoa; Arthropoda; Insecta; Hemiptera; Cimicidae. The record is from RefSeq and is a predicted model, not a curated record.